Musca domestica (house fly) is the source of this 7042-nucleotide messenger RNA. RefSeq names its product inactive rhomboid protein 1 (gene rho-5). Gene Ontology annotation, biological process: regulation of protein secretion; regulation of epidermal growth factor receptor signaling pathway. The transcript is spliced from 6 exons. Gene Ontology annotation, cellular component: endoplasmic reticulum membrane. Lineage: Eukaryota; Metazoa; Arthropoda; Insecta; Diptera; Muscidae. The record is from RefSeq and is a predicted model, not a curated record. Gene Ontology annotation, molecular function: serine-type endopeptidase activity. The coding region runs from base 786 to 6686 and encodes 1966 amino acids.
GGUUGGUUGGUUGUUUGAUUGUUGGGUUAGUUGAUUCGAUUCUCUCAGGUCGUUACAUCUGUAGUGGUGGCAAAAGGACGAUGAGCAAAACAUUACACAGCACAAACAAAAGAACAUUUAUUCAAAAUUUUACCAUAAAUAGUUAACUAAUAAAUAACCAAGUGUACAUAAUUGUAAUAAAUACUAACGGUAGUUUUAGAAUUCAAUAAAAUUAAGAUGAUUUUGUGACAAAUUGCCGAUGAAAUUUGCAAAACGGAAUCGAAUCGAAUGAAGAAAAUUUGCGAAUGGUAUUAUUUUGUCGAAUAUGUCGGACGUGAGCAGCAGCACCAGCAACGAGCAGCCGUGAGAAAUCGAUACGACGAUGGUAUACACAUAAACAACAUUCCAAAAGAGGAAAGGCAAAAAAACCCAAACGAAGCAAAGAAAAACAGUCAAAAGGAUUGUCAUUCACACACCACAACACAAAAAAGAAAAAAAAAAGAAAUAAUAGAAAUAAUAAAAAUGAAAAACGAAAUAAUCCACAGAAACGCAAGAAAUUAUAAAUGGAAGAUUUAAAUUCGGAUUUUUUGAGUUUUAAACAAAUUAUAUAUAAAUACUUAUAUAUAUAUAUAUAUACACAACAACAACCACAACAACAACAUACAUCGCUCUCUCUAUAUAUAUAUCAUAGUUUAAACAAAAGAAGCAGAAACGAAAAAGGAAAAAAAAUAAUUCUACAAGAAGAAAAAAGUAAUCAACAAAACAACCAACCAAAUGGAAUCUAGAAGUUAAGACUAUUUACGACCAUGCAGAAUAUGCUCUCGCCAAAGGCCAACCAAUUGUGCUCGAAUAUUGGUAGCUGUGAAACGGAUCAUCAUCACAAUCAAAUGCAUACAUCAUCACAUGGUCAUGGGCAUUCUCACAACAAUGGCCAACAACAACAGCAGCAGCAACAACAACAACAGAUGCAUCAUCAACACAUGCAUCAACAUCAUCAGCAUCAACACCAGCAGCAACACCACCAACAGCAGCAACAGCAACAGACUCAGAUGCAAAUGCAGUUGCAACAGCAACAGUCAUCGCAUCAUCAUCACAGCCAACAGUCGCAGCAGCAGCAGCAACACCACCAACAUCAACACCAACAUUUGUCAUCGGUUAUGAAUCGACGUGGCAGCAGCAGUAAUGUCUUGCCACCACACAUGACACAGCUGUCGCUUAGCUCCGGUGCCAGCAAUGGCAGUGGGGGUGGGAGUGGCGGCAGCGGAAGUGCUGCUUCUGCUGCCUGUGUGGGCAGCAAUACAACACUGCGCCGUAAAUCAUCGCUGAGCUAUCAACAACAAUUGAUGGGCAACACAUUACAAUGCAGUUCGGACAUAACAACGGACUGCGGUACUGAAAUAUCACCGGGACAUUUUAGUCCCCAUCCCAAUGAACUGUACCUACAUCACUCGCACACGCAUCAACAGCAGCAGCAUCAGCAACACCAUCAGCAUCAACAGUCACAUCAACAGCCACCACCACCGCAUGUCAAACUAAGUCUGCAGCCCAUGGAAAGAUACGAUGACUCAUUGGCCUGUAGUUUGCCACCACCAUCACCGGCGCCCAACAGUGAUCGUUUUAUUGAUGGUAAUUGUGUGGUCUCGCCACCGAAUGGACACAAUGACGCCAGUGAUGAUCUUCUGCCGCCACACCAUCACCAUCAUCACCACCACCAACAGCAGCAGCAGCAGCAUCAUCAUCAGCAAACCUUGUCAUCUUCCACCUCGAACUCGUCAAUAUCAACCGGGGGUUUGGCUGGCUGUUCAUCGUCGGCAAUUGGAUGUGGACCAAUGAAUGCAUCGCUGCAACGCCACCAUGGCCUGAAAUAUGGUGGUGGCAGUGCUGGACAGAAUCUGCAACGUUCUGCCUCGCCCAAUACCAGCCGUUAUCGUUUGACGACGGCAACGACAACGGAUCAUCAUCGUUAUCGUGAUUUGAAUUCCAGCUCCAGCUCCUCACCCUCCAAUCCGGCAGCGGCAGCUGGCUCGGCGGUGCCAACGCAGACGGGACGUUAUCUGAGCAGUUCGUCUAGUCACUAUUUGAAAAAUUGCCCCCCACCAUCAUUGGUGCCGAGCGACACCUACAGCUAUUUGUCCUCGUCGGCCCAUACACCGGUCAAGCGUUACGUACCCACCCCACCACCACCCCAUGAGCUAUAUGUGGCCGAUCAUCAUGCGCACACACACUACAGCAAACCCCAGGUCGCAUCGUCGUCACAUCAGUCCCAGCUGCCACAGAUGGUGCAACAAUAUCCAGGUCCAACGGCUGUAACCACAACGAAAUGUGGACCUCAAUCCUCGUCUUCACCCAGUACACUGCCAUAUCGCAAUCGAAACUUGAAAUGUUGCUCCUCGGAUCAGCAAAUAGCUGGCGGCGAAUUGCAGCCGCUGGCCAGUCUAAAUCAAACGAAGGAACAUUACGCUUCGUCACCACGCAUUAGGGCCAGUAGUCAAUGUGGGCCUGCGGCGGCGGCCGCAGCAAUGGGGGGAGGUACAAAAAUAUCUGGCAAAGAUUCGCCGGUGGUACAUCAUCUGAUAAACAGCGAUGGUCAGGGUAUGAUGGCGGCCGCAGCGGCAGCCCACACCUAUAGCAAAACCUUCAGCAUGAUGACCACCCAGUGUAGUGUGGUGAAUCAGCCGCAUAUGGUGGCCACCAUUACGGCCGUGGGCUGUGUCAGCUCUCCCCAAAGUAGUCUGAACAUAACCAGUACUGUGGCACGUUCCCAGCUGCCGCCACCAGUGUAUGGCAGCAAUCAGCGUAACAUGGCCAGUGGCACGGGCAUGUGUUCCAUGCUGACGGACAUGCAGCAGGAGAUGUCCUCCACCACAAUAAGUGCCACCAUGUCGAAUAAUGUCGGUGACAUGAGCUCGCUUUCCUCGGUGGCAGCCACAACGACAGUGGGUCUCUGUACCACAAAUGUGAGAAAAGAUGAGAGCUCAACGGCGGGAGUGGCAGCCAACAACACAGGCCUGGUAUUAAGUUCUGGAGCGACAUCUGUUGGCUCCACCACCUCAGCUGCCACAUGUUUGCACUGCAAAACGGUGCGUCGUACCACAGGUGUUCAUCAGACCACACAGACCACUGGACCCAUAAGUCCAGUACCUCAAAUGAUGCCCACAACUCCCUUGGCAGCAGCAGCGGUGGCGGCAGCGGCCGCCUUAACCAAUUCCAGUGGCUCCAAUGGAGUCAGUGGUUCCAGCACUGCCAGCAAUCAAAGAUAUUUGGAACAGCAGCUGGCCAACAUGAACAUGACAACAUUAACACCCACCACCACCAAUGCCGCCGCCAACAACAACAGCAGCAGCAACAGCAACAAUGCUAAUGACAUAAACCACUUAACACCUCUAACGCCGCCAAAUGCUGGCCAAAUGCCGCUUGUCAAUCGUAUGCUCAACUCAAACCAAAAGAAGCAGCAGCAGCAGCAGGAUAUGGUCACUGACCAAAUGUACAGUCAACUCAAAACGAGUAGUAAUCAAAUGAUCCAGCAGCAGUCCCAGCAGCAGCAGCAGCUGAUGAAUGCGGAAUAUCAAAAUCAUCACCACCAGCAGCAGUUUCAACAACAGCAGCAGCAACAACUGCAAUUACAUCAGCAGCAGCAACAACAACAGCAGCUGCAGCAAUCACCCCAGCAGAUGCAGGAACAACAUUACAUGGUACCCUCAGCCAUGCGUACCUAUCAGCCGGCCCAGGUGGCCGUACAGCAGCAGCAACAGCAACAACAAUUAGCUCAGCCACAGCUACAAAUCCAGCAGGCCUCUCCGCCCCAGCUGGCUCAGCCACAGCUGGCACAACCCUCAUCAGCCGCUCUCAGCACAAUAAAUCAACAGCAGCAACAACAACAACGCUACUCUUGCAAAAAACGCUUCACCGAAUACAUGCGUCGCGAAAUGAUGCGCUUCUUUGGCCUUGAGGUGUCCACCGAAGCCGAAGACUUUGCCCUGUGGCAGGGCAGACAGCGACGUCUGGCCAUUCGACGUUUUGGCACACUGAAAACUGAAACCGCCGAGCUACCCGAAGGCUGUUCGCUGGACAACAAUGGCGCCAAUGGUUCACAUCCCUCAAAUUCCCAUUGUUCUGGUUUCAAUAAUGGCGCCCAACACUCACACUAUCAGCAGCAACAACAGCAGCAGCAAUCGCAGCAGCAGCCACAUCAUCAUCACUCACACAACCACUCACACAAUCACUCGCACAACCAUCACCAUGCCUCGGAACGACCCGACAUACUGCCUGUACAGGACACUGCCGACGAUGAUGAUAGCCAUGGUAGCGAUAGUGUUGGCUCCGGUGGGGCGCUGCGACGUCGCGGCGGCGGCCACCAACGUGAUCACUUCCAUCAUCCCUACUACAACAUAGACUUUCGAGCGGGCGACCAUGUGGAACGCAAACCAUCCGUCAUGUCUAUGCUGGUUUCAGGCUGUAGCUAUUUGGUGAACGCUCUCAACAAACGCCAAAUGGAUUUCCGGCAACGCCGCCAAUGGUCACGCAGUUUUGCCCCCGCUCAUGUACAGAAUCCCCAGAAUUUGGAUGGUUCGGCGGCGAACAAUGAAAUCUAUGAGGGUGUGGCGGCCCUAAACGAUGAGGUUUUCUUCGACUCACCCUCCGGCAUGGAUGCCAAUGCAAAUGCCAACAAUGGCUCUUCCACAUCGGGUGCCAAUGGGGCGGCCGGCACACCAUCCAACAAUCCAGCCCGAAAUCCCACAAUUAAUGGGGCCUCUGGCUCAGCUGGCGCCCAAAAUCUCGAUCGCCAAAUAUUCCAGAGUAAUCCACAGGGUUGGCGUACCACCAGCAACAACACCGUCAACCACAACGAAUCGGCCAACCUGCAACAGGCUGUGGUCCUACAUGGCUCCGCCAUACAGGAUCAGGAAAACUCUCCGCAACAGGGCCAGCAACAGCCGCCGCCACAAAUACCCGGCAUACGGGCCAAUCGCAUUUCAUCUCAAAUAUUGGAUGGCGUUCUGGAGAAUUCGCGUCGUCCCGCCACGCAAAAGAUAAAACUAUUCUGUGUUAAUGAUCUCGACGAUCGGACCGAUCAUCGGCCCUUCUUCACCUAUUGGAUUAACACUGUACAAAUUAUCGUAUUAUUUCUAUCGCUGCUGUGCUAUGGCAUUGGUCCCAUUGGCUUUGGCGUGGAGCAGAGAACCGGUCAGGUGCUGGUGACCAGCCUGAGUCUGCAGACGGUCCAGCACACGGAGCAGCGCAACAUUUGGAUUGGGCCGCGCAAUCAGGACCUGGUGCACAUGGGUGCCAAGUUUGCCACGUGUAUGAGGCGUGAUGUAAAAAUUAUCGAUGUAAUGAUGAAGACCCGGCGUCAGGAGCGAGAGACGGCCUGUUGUAUAAGAAACGACGACUCGGGUUGUGUACAAAGUUCGCAGGCAGACUGUUCGGUGCGGGGGCUGUUUCCAACGAAAUCCAUAUCAACCUGGAAGAAAUGGUCACCCGGCGAAUCGGGCCCCGGCGGUCGCAUAUCGGGCUCGGUAUGUGGCCUCGAUCCCAAGUACUGUGAUGCCCCCGCCUCCAUAGCACCAUAUGAAUGGCCCGAUGACAUCACCAAAUGGCCCAUAUGCCGUAAAACGAAUUCGUUUUCACAGCGUUUUCGUUUCAAGGAUCACACCGCCGAACAUAUGGUGUGCGAGGUGAUAGGACAUCCCUGCUGUGCGGGAAUCUACGGUGAAUGCCGCAUAACGACACGGGAAUAUUGUGAUUUUGUAAAUGGUUAUUUCCACGAAGAGGCUUCACUUUGCUCACAGAUCUCAUGCCUGAACAACGUCUGCGGCAUGUUCCCAUUUGUAAAUGUCGAAGUUCCCGAUCAAUUUUAUCGCCUCUUUACAUCGCUGUGCAUGCACGCUGGCAUUUUGCAUUUAAUGAUAACCGUGAUAUUUCAACAUGUGUUCUUGGCCGAUUUGGAGCGUUUAAUUGGACCCGUCCGAACGGCCAUCUUGUAUAUAGGUUCGGGACUAGCUGGCAAUUUGACAAGUGCCGUCUUAAUGCCAUACAAACCAGAGGUGGGUCCACUUGCAUCGUUAUCGGGUGUUAUAGCCUCACUGAUGGUACUAUUAAUAUUAUCGCAUUGGCAACAUUUACACAAACCACAUGUGGCCCUGUUCAAGCUGAUGUUUAUGGGUGCCAUACUCCUCGCUAUUGGAACGCUGCCAUGGCAACUGAAUUUUGCCGGUAUUUUUGCGGGUAUAUUCAGCGGUAUAAUUCUAACAAUAGCUUUAGUACCAUUCGUUAGUGUCACCAAAUAUCGGCGUAAAUCAAAGAUAAAUUUAAUAUGGUUUUGUAUUAUAUUCCAUGUAUUCGUUUAUGCCACAAUGUUAUUAAUUUUCUAUAUGUUCCCCACUGAAUUAACAAAGCUAAGUUUCGGCGAGGUGCUCACGAAUAGUUUUAAUAAUGGUGCUACCGGGGGUGGCCCAAUUGGCAGCGGCGGCAAUAUGGCCAAUGGCGGCGGUGGCGGUGGUUCGCCGGGCAUUAGCACAACUGAUAUUAUGCGCACAGGCAUUUCAAACAGCAACAAUAACAAUAAUAACAACAAUAAUAAUUAUAAUCGUCAGUCAUUUAUGCAUCAGCAACAGCCCCAGUAUCACUACCACCAUCAAUCGGAUGAUAUAAUAAUCAAUAAUGUUGCCGCUGUGGCGACGGCGACCCUGGCACCCUACAUCCAGUAACGAAGAAUCCCCAAUGGUGAAUUUGGCAGCGGAUAGGAAGGCGCAAGCUAGCUCGCGCGCCCUCUCUUACGUUUUCUUUUCAAUUCCGUUUACUUGUGUCUCUCUCCUUUGUUCGAUCUCUAAUUUAGUUAUUAUAUUAUAUAAUAAUUAAUAAUACUAUAUAAUAAAUUUAAGAAAACAAAACAAGAAACAGAACAGUAAAACAAAACAAAAAAAAACAACAAAUAAAUUUAAAAUUAAUGAGAUAAAACAAAUACAUCACACGUAUAGGUAAACGCGGGUGUGACAAUUCACCAUUUCUAUCAAACAACAACAAGAAUAAGAAGAAAAACCAAAAAAGAAAUAAAAAAACCAAA